AUGGCUGCUACCGUCGCUACCUCCUCCAAGGUGGUCGUCGCGCCCCGCGCGGCCCUUUCCCAGGGCAGCAGCGCCGGCUCCAGCUCUGUCAGGGCGUCCGCUGGCAUCAGGUCCUUCAACGGCCUGGUCGCUGGUAACAAGGACAACCAGAAGUUCGCCAACAUUUUCGCCGUUGAGCACGACAUCCAGUCCGCCGUCGCCUCGCACGUCGCCAAGGCGGGCAAGGGCACCCGCGGUGUGGUAACCAUGGCGAAGAAGAGCGUGGGUUCGCUGACGGAGGCGGACCUGAAGGGCAAGCGCGUGUUCGUGCGCGCGGACCUGAACGUGCCGCUCGAUGCGGACUUCAACAUCACCGACGACACGCGUAUCCGCGCCGCCGUGCCCACCGUCAAGUACCUCAUGGAGAAGGGCGCUAAGGUCCUCCUCACCAGCCACUUGGGUCGCCCGAAGGGUGUGACCGAGAAGUUCCGCCUGAACCCUCUGGUGAACCGCCUGUCGGAGCUGCUGGGCAUCACGGUCGUCAAGACCAACGACUGCAUCGGCGAGGAGGUCGAGAAGGCUGUCGCCGCCCUCCCCAACGGCGGCGUCGUUCUCCUCGAGAACGUGCGCUUCUACCCCGAGGAGGAGAAGAACGUCAAGGAGUUCGCCGAGAAGCUCGCGGCCAACGCCGACCUGUACGUCAACGACGCGUUCGGCACGGCGCACAGGGCGCACGCGUCCACCGCGGGCGUGACUGAGUUCCUCAAGCCCUCCGUCGCCGGCUUCCUCCUCCAGAAGGAGCUCGACUACCUCGAUGGCGCCGUCACCAGCCCCACCCGUCCUUUCGCCGCCAUUGUCGGCGGAUCCAAGGUGUCGUCUAAGAUCGGCGUGAUCGAGUCGCUGCUCGCCAAGUGCGACAUUCUGCUGCUGGGCGGUGGCAUGAUCUUCACCUUCUACCGCGCGCUCGGGUACAAGACCGGCGCCUCGCUGGUGGAGGAGGACAAGGUGGAGCUCGCGACGAGCCUCAUCAAGAAGGCCGAGGAGUUGGGCGUGAAGCUGCUGCUGCCCACUGACGUCGUCAUCGCCGACAAGUUCGCCCCUGACGCCAACUCCAAGAUUGUGUCGGCCAAGGACAUCCCCGACGGCUGGAUGGGUCUCGAUAUCGGCCCUGACUCCGUCAAGACGUUCAACGAGGCGCUCGACACCUCCAAGACCGUCAUCUGGAACGGCCCCAUGGGCGUGUUCGAGUUCGACAAGUUCGCCGUCGGUACCGAGUCCGUCGCGAACAAGCUCGCGGAUUUGAGCGGCAAGGGCGUGAUCACCAUCAUUGGUGGCGGUGAUUCCGUGGCGGCUGUUGAGAAGGUGGGAGUGGCUGAGAAGAUGAGCCAUAUCUCCACCGGUGGCGGUGCCUCCCUGGAGCUUCUCGAGGGCAAGGUGUUGCCAGGUGUCGCUGCUCUCAACGAGGCCUAA
Molecule: messenger RNA, 1449 nt
Organism: Closterium sp. Naga37s-1
Lineage: Eukaryota; Viridiplantae; Streptophyta; Zygnematophyceae; Desmidiales; Closteriaceae
Source: the annotation of a GenBank genome assembly